Molecule: messenger RNA, 1129 nt
Organism: Pecten maximus
Lineage: Eukaryota; Metazoa; Mollusca; Bivalvia; Pectinida; Pectinidae
Product: neuronal acetylcholine receptor subunit alpha-3-like
Biological process (GO): regulation of membrane potential; signal transduction; nervous system process
Cellular component (GO): synapse; neuron projection; membrane
Molecular function (GO): transmembrane signaling receptor activity; extracellular ligand-gated monoatomic ion channel activity; neurotransmitter receptor activity
Source: RefSeq, a predicted model, not a curated record
AUUCGUGAUGUUGAUGAAGUGUCUGGAUCUAUAACUUUAACUGGAGGACUCGCUAUGAUGUGGAAGGACUUCAGGUUGACAUGGAAUCCUGAAGACUACGAUGGCAUAUCGAGAAUGAUGGUGAAUUCUUCAAAGAUUUGGUCACCCAAUAUUUUUCUUGUUUCAUCGUCAGCUGAUCUGGAAAAGUUUAGUCUACAAGAUGUUGAUGCCAGAAUAUUAAAUAUUGCAGUGGAGUCUGUGAGCCCGGGGAUGAUCAGAUCUACCUGCACAGUGGACAUGACAAACUUCCCUACUGACUUCCAAACGUGUCACUUAAUGUUCCUACCUUGGGGGUAUCUCCCUACAGAAAUACAACUCUCAUUUCUACAAUCAUUUAUCAAUUUGGAUGACUUCGACGAAAAUGGCGAGUGGAGUGUUGACAGUACAACGGUGGAAAUAUAUAACAGUCGCAGCUACGAAACAAAUCCUGCUGUUUACACGAUCGUUUUGAGGAGAAAAUCUGCAUAUUUUGUGAUCUCGAUGGUCGUACCAGUGUAUAUCCUUUGUUUCCUCAACCCGUUUGUCUUUCUCUUGCCGGCCGCGUCUGGUGAGAGGAUUUCCUUCACUAUCACCAAGUUCCUGUCUCUGGCAGUUUACAUGACACUUGUCGGUGACAACAUGCCGAAAGUUUCCGAGCCCAUGGCGGGUAUCUCCUACUUUCUACUGGUAUCAAUGAUCUACAGCUGUGUGUUGAUAAUACUGACAAUAUUCACUCUCCGCUCGCAUGCCAGGAAUGAUGCGAGUCACUUUCCAAAACGGCUGAAACAACUCGUGCUGCUGUUGAAGAAACCAAAAAAGAGUUCAAGUGCAAUUGACUCACAUACUCCCUCAGAUAGGACUGAAAAUGGAAAUAAUUCUGGACAGAACGCCACACAGAGUUAUGACAUCGAUUCGGCGGAAGCCACGAAGAAAACCCCUUUUCUGAAUAACCCGACGGAUCUCGGAAGAGAUGACAUUGUUGAUUUCGUUGACAAAUGCUUUGUUUGUGAUCCAGGAAAUCAUGGUUGUUGGGCUGAUUUUUGGGUUUGCAUGUGAAUAUUACAGAUGAUUAUUUUUUCAUUAUAUUUAGAAUUCACACGCAUUUGACAUU